This is a messenger RNA of Truncatella angustata, 1131 nucleotides long. RefSeq names its product ubiquitin fusion degradation protein. Gene Ontology annotation, cellular component: VCP-NPL4-UFD1 AAA ATPase complex. The record is from RefSeq and is a predicted model, not a curated record. Bases 1 to 1131 code for a protein of 376 amino acids. Gene Ontology annotation, molecular function: polyubiquitin modification-dependent protein binding. Lineage: Eukaryota; Fungi; Ascomycota; Sordariomycetes; Amphisphaeriales; Sporocadaceae. The transcript has a single exon.
AUGUUCAACAUGGCACGCUCCGGCAUGGCGAGCCGAACCAUGCGCUUCGACGAGUAUUACCGCUGUUACCCCAUCGUCAUGGCCCCCGGUGCUGAGCGACCAGAUCUCAACUACGGCUCCAAGAUCCUCCUGCCCCAGUCCGCCCUCAACAAGAUCUCCCGCCUGCACGUCCAGUGGCCCCUGACCAUGGAGCUCGUCAACGGCGACAAGGAGAAGCACACCCACUGCGGUGUCCUCGAGUUCACCGCCGAGGAGGGCCGCGCAUACAUUCCCCAGUGGAUGAUGCAGACGCUGGUCCUCGACGUCGGAGAUAUGGUCCAGAUCAGGACCACCUCGCUCUCGCCUGCCAAGAUGGUCAAGCUGCAGCCUCAGUCCGUCAGCUUCCUCGAGAUCAGCGACCCCAAGGCCGUCCUCGAACACGCCUUCCGGAACUUCGCCACACUUACCAAGGGCGAUGUCUUCAACUUCAAGUACAACGAUGAGGUCUACGACAUUGCCGUGCUCGAGGUGAAGCCCGUGACCGAGAAGAUGGGCGUCAGCAUGAUCGAAACAGAUGUCUCGGUCGACUUCGCACCCCCAAUAGGCUACGUGGAGCCGGAAAAGCGCACAGGUAGCGGUACGAGCACGCCGAGAAGCACGCAGGGCGGACUGCCGGCCGGUGGGCUGUUGCACAGCCAGGGGACUAUGGCUCAAGAUAUCAACUACGAUGCGAUCAAGCCCAACGGAACGAACGCCGCAGCAGGUGCACGGGCAGUGGCCUCGCACUUCAUCAGCGAAGGCCACAAGCUCAACGCAAAGAAAGGUGCCAAGGGCCCCUCCCCGAAGCCCUCCACCCCCGUCGCAGGCAAGUCCUCGAACCCACCGCCCCAGCCCAUGAGGAGGAUAAAUGGGCCUCAGCCCCUGCGUCUCCCACCCAACAAGCUCUUCUUCGGCUACGAAGUCAAGCCCGUCAAGACGGACGCAGACAAGCAGGCGGAGAAGGAGAAUGCCAACAGGCCACGCUUCGAGGGCCAGGGGCAGACUCUUAGGGGAGGCGCUAUCAAGAGGAAAGGCGACGAGGACGAGAAGCCGAAGGCCCCAGAGAAGAAGCCAGACGGGGGCGGCCGUCGGUUAGAUGGGCGUACGGCAUAG